This is a messenger RNA of Cladophialophora carrionii CBS 160.54, 2655 nucleotides long. RefSeq lists its product as uncharacterized. The record is from RefSeq and is a predicted model, not a curated record. The coding region runs from base 1 to 2655 and encodes 884 amino acids. The transcript is spliced from 2 exons. NCBI's taxonomy places the organism in Eukaryota, Fungi, Ascomycota, Eurotiomycetes, Chaetothyriales, Herpotrichiellaceae.
AUGGAAUUUCCGGUGGCUCGCCGGAAGGUGAACACAUAUGGGAAAGGCGCACGGAAGGUUCGAGUGCAUGACCUUUUCGACGUCGGCGCGCAACCGUUGUUCGAGUCAACAAAAUCAAUCGAGCACCAUGCGCCCACGCCAGUUGCACCCAGCCAAGCCACCUAUACAGCUCAGGAUGACGAUGGAAUCCAUGGAAGAGCUAGGACGGUACAUGAGACGGGCGGGACAGAGGAGGACGCCAUGGCAACCAGACCGUCAAUCACGCGCCCGGGUAAUACCUCUGCUAUGUUCGACAUCCAGUCUUCGGAGGACGACUCGGGCAAGCUCAAAUCGAACCGACACUCGAAGAAGAGAAAGAUCGUCACCGUCGGUUCAACCCGAGAUGAUGGAUUUGCAAGUGCGACAAGUGACACGAGAGUCGCAGUUCACAAGGUCAAAGGUGCACAGGACUUGGUGGAAAAUGACAAACCGAAGACGCUGCAACAUAAGUCAACGAAUGCUAGAAGGAUGGUCGGAGGUUCGAAGUCAGACAAGCCACCGCCUACGGCCAGAAGAUCUGGAAAGGCUGGCGUAAAGAGCAUCACAAGACGUGCACCCUCCAGCAAAACAGCGUCUUCGAGCAGUGUUGCUGCUUCUAAAACAUUCCUCUCCAGAGAGCUUCAGGCCAGCAGCGGCUCCUCUGCAGACAUGUCGGAUGCUUCCGAUCACUCGGGUAUGUCUGGACGAAGCACUCCGAAGAGAAAGAGAGUUGUUUCAGAUGAAGGCAUCGCCUCGCCCACUCCUAGUGAUCUUCAUCUGACCGCGCUGCGCUUGACCCCUGGUUCUGGUUCACAGAGAUCGCAUUUUUCGUCAGAAGAUGAAGAGAUGAAGGAUGCUCCCAUUGCGGCUGCAUCAAGAGGUCGCGCAAGACUGAUCGAUCGGCUGGAUGCUCCUCGGACGCAGAGUGCCGGGAAUUUGUCGAACCCGGCCCUUCAGAAGGAAGUAUCACAACAUCUCAAGGAGCCUGCCGUUAACAAUGCACCGUCCAAGAAUCCAACCCGCCCAACGCUUGAGAAGCAUACAUCCAGUCAAAUAGUUGCCCCUUCAGGACGAUUACGAGCCACUUACGCGAAGCAAAGGUCGUACCUGAGCGAUAUGGUCGAUAGCGUGGACAGCGACCUACCCGCUUCUGCCAGCCAGGCAUCCUCCCAGCAGAGUUAUUCGCAGGCCUUGUCCUUCACAAGCGGGAUAGCGCCGAUAGAGAUGGACCUAGAUGACAGCGACGAAGCUGACACCGGCAGUCGGAUCAAGAGCAUUCACGAGUUGCGUCGCGGUGGAGCAGUCAGGAAAUUCGACCUAGAGCUUCAGACCAUUCUCGAAGACAUUGAAUCAACAACGAAGUCGCUUCGAGUCACAGGGCUACUGCAGCUUGCCGAUAAAUUACACGAACAGAUGUUCCUGCGACAUUUCCAAGACUCGGGCAACUUUCAACGCUUGAUAGAUUGCGUGAACGACGGCCUGGAUGAAGUCAGCGCCUUAUUUGUGGCAUUAAUUUUCCAGUCUGUGAUAUCGACAGAAAGCUCAUCCCCGAGGGUUUUGUUACAGGUAUUGGAUGCGCUCUACAGGCUACCUCCACGCUUUCUCUCGGAGACGCGUUCAGUGUCCAGACUUGCGAGAGACCGAAGUCAGAACCUCUCCAAGCUGUUGGCCAACGAUAUCGCCGACUUUGAGAAAAGACGGGUUACGGUUCUAGGACAACCCUCCCUGGACAUGGACAGAAUCUUGCUUGGUGCUAUCGAAUCUGCCCAGCGCAAACUCAUCAGCCUCAAAGAGCCGCUACCAAGACUGCCACGAAAAUUGGUGGCUGAGGUGCUGUCCCAGUUCACAAAGCCGCGAGGGGAAAUUGCUGCAGGUGCAACAUCCCGGCAAAUUGAGACCAUCCGACUGUUGCUUGCCUUUCUGGAAAUUGCUUGCGCAAACAGCGAACUGGCUGGUUCUCGCUUUCCGCCGUCCCGUCUCCACGAACUGGGACAAGCCGUAGCGAGCACCAUGAGAGAAGCUCGUCACUCUCAUCCCGAGGUGGAGCACUCGUGCCUUCGACUGAUCGUCAGUCUGAGCAAUAACGAGGCAGAAGUCUGUGAGGCUUUAAGCAAGGGUGACCUUAUCGACGCCGUUUUCCAAGUGGUUGAUGAACAGUUCUUGACACUCGCAGGGCUCGCAGCCCUUGAGAAGGAGUUCGACAAUGCCAGACUUGAAUCCGUUAUUCUCGCCGUCGGCUGCCUCCUCAAUCUCGCCGAAUGCGCCGAUGCGGCCAGGGAGAAGAUGCUGAUUCGGGACUCGGGUGGAAAGAGCCUUGUCCACAGACUUAUCGACAUAUUUAAUCGCCAUGUCGAUCAUGCGACCGAGGCGCUGACCAUGGACCAAACGCAGAUACUUGUCGCCUUUGGGUACAUUUCCGCAUUGCUAUGCACACUGUGCCUCAACCCCGCCGCCUGCCGAAGGAUAUCUAAACAUAUCAAGGGAGAGGGACUCUCACAGCUGUUCGGCGCUGCGGACACAUUCCUACAGCAUCUACAAACAGUUGAAGCGGCCCUCGAGGAAGGGGAAGGUUCGUCAGUAGGAUUUACCGCGCGGUUCACAACGGUGCUCGAAGCUGUCAAAAAGCAAGAUGUAUGA